Molecule: messenger RNA, 1005 nt
Organism: Cladophialophora yegresii CBS 114405
Lineage: Eukaryota; Fungi; Ascomycota; Eurotiomycetes; Chaetothyriales; Herpotrichiellaceae
Exons: 2
Coding region: 1-1005 (334 amino acids)
Biological process (GO): protein catabolic process
Molecular function (GO): protein-N-terminal glutamine amidohydrolase activity; protein-N-terminal asparagine amidohydrolase activity
Source: RefSeq, a predicted model, not a curated record
AUGAAGAUUGCUACCCUUCAGUUCUCUCCGCGGCUGGCGGAAGUGGCAGCCAACUUCAGCCGAGCAGAAAGCCUGCUCAUGCGGCAGGAAAGGGAAGGUGAGCUGGAUGGCAUUGAUCUGUUGGUUCUUCCAGAGCUUGCAUUUACCGGGUAUAACCACCCGUCACUAGCAGCAAUCGCACCGUUCCUCGAACCAACAGCGGCAGGGCCUUCGACUCGAUGGGCGGCCCGCACCGCCAAACGCCUCAAAUGCACCGUGGCUGUAGGCUAUCCCGAAGCCGCCGAAGAAGGCAACUACAACACAGUCUAUGACAAACGGAUCACUGCCGAAGAGACCGGCAAGGUCGCCUACAACUCGCUCGUCUUUGUCGGCUCCACAGGGGACGUGGUGGCCCAUUAUCGAAAGUCGUUCUUGUACUACACCGACGAGACGUGGGCUCAAGAGGGGCAGGGCUUCUGGGCGGGAGUGCUUCCGAUUGGUGGCACAGGUCAGCAGGUCAAAGCUGCAGCGGGUAUAUGCAUGGACAUCAACCCCUACAAGUUCGAGGCGCCUUGGACGGCGUAUGAAUUCGGCAAUCACGCGCGCGAGGCUCGUGCCAAAGUCAUCGUCAUCAGUAUGGCCUGGCUGACGAGGCUGAGCGCCGAAGAGUUGGCCAGUCAGAUGAUGGAGCCGGAUCACGACACCCUCAACUACUGGAUCGACAGACUAAUGCCACUUUUUGGACCCCAUGGCGCUCAGUCCGAGGCUUUUCUCGUCUGUGCUAAUAGGACAGGCGACGAAGGGAUUGCCCCGCGCGUUGGGGAGGUGAGGUAUGCAGGCAGUAGCUGUGUUAUGGGCAUUACAAAAGAUGGGCGCGUCCGGCUUUGGGAUAUCCUUGGUCGUGCUCAGGAGGGCGUCCUAGUGGUGGAUACAGACUCUCCACCCGCCUACUCCCUCACAUUCAAGCAGAAGACAGAGCCGGAGGGCUUGACGACUAAUGAUGCGGAUGCCAUACCGGCGGCUUGA